UCCUACCUUUUCCAUAGCCUUCUUCCCGGCAUCCUUUGCAUGCAUAACCCGCGGUCUUCUAUGCCCUUGACAUAUAGAGGCCAAGAUGGCGAGUGCCACUAGUAUCAUCCAGCGGAUUCGCAACUGGGCAGCGGGGCGAAACUUGCAAGCCAAACUGCAGCUACGCUACACAGAGAUCUCUAAGCGGACUCAGCCUCCUCCAGCCCUUCCUGUUGGCCCCAGCCACAAGUUCGCCGACAAUUAUUACUGUACUCGGGACGGGCGCCGGCUGACUUCCCCUCCAAUUGUCAUUGUUUCAUCGCAGAAAACUUUGGCCCCGGGAGACCAGGCGGCCAGGCUGGAAUCCGCCCUGGCAGUCGCCGAGAAAGGACCGGUGACACCCGGCUCCGUGCCUCGGAAACUGGAGCUGUCCAAAGACGAACCGUACCUGUGAAUGAAUUAGGAUGGCUCAAGGCAGGAUAAGUGGCUGCAGGUGUGACCCUGCAUGGAAACAUUUUUGGCCCCAGGAGACUUUCUGGUUUGUUUGGUGUGUAGCUGAUUAAAGAGACUCAAUGCUGAA
Messenger RNA from Gekko japonicus, 559 nucleotides. It is a transcript of the gene NDUFA7, whose product is annotated as NADH:ubiquinone oxidoreductase subunit A7. The coding region runs from base 86 to 433 and encodes 115 amino acids. The record is from RefSeq and is a predicted model, not a curated record. Gene Ontology annotation, biological process: ATP synthesis coupled electron transport; mitochondrial electron transport, NADH to ubiquinone. Gene Ontology annotation, cellular component: mitochondrial inner membrane. The transcript is spliced from 4 exons. NCBI's taxonomy places the organism in Eukaryota, Metazoa, Chordata, Lepidosauria, Squamata, Gekkonidae.